Messenger RNA from Parastagonospora nodorum SN15, 576 nucleotides. RefSeq lists its product as hypothetical. NCBI's taxonomy places the organism in Eukaryota, Fungi, Ascomycota, Dothideomycetes, Pleosporales, Phaeosphaeriaceae. The transcript is spliced from 2 exons. The record is from RefSeq and is a predicted model, not a curated record. The coding region runs from base 1 to 576 and encodes 191 amino acids.
AUGCAAAGGAUUGAUCUUGAUUUCAGCGGGGAUACAGACUUAUCGCGCUUUAGCGAAACGCUCGACCUUUUGGCAGUUGUCCCUACAAAUUCCACGCUGCCAACAUUCAUCGGCCAUUGGGCACCGCCUGAAGCCACUGCACGAUAUGUCCACAUGUACACGCAACUAAGCGCUGUUCAGAUCGAGUAUCUCCAGGAUCACAAGCCCCAUGGCACCUGGACUCUUCCAUGCCCCGAAGCAGACUUCUCUGGAUUCUUGUCUCGCCAGAUCGUUGACUUGCACACGCAUUCCGCGGAUCCGGACAUGAUCUCCAAGCUUUCCACAAGCUUCGCGGAACAACAAGCGAAAGACGCGACGCAAGUUCAGUUGUUCAGCAUCAAGGUGCUGCGCGAGAACAACGAUGGGUGGCUCGUGCCGAAUACAAAAUUGAUGUGGAAAUGGGUCAAGCCGCAGAGCGCUUACCGGACAUCUGGCGCUUGGGAAUCCACUUUGGAGAAAGCCGUGAUUGAUGGGGAGUGGUCUGCAGGGAAGGGGUUGGUGAUUUUAGUGAAGAGUGUUCGUGAGGAGAAUUCCUGA